GUAAAUUUUGUAGAUGACUUAAAUGCCCAUUUUGUCUAAAUCAAUGCCCAUUUGUCUCCUCUAAUAAUAGAAAGUCCCGAAUGUUAUAAUGUCGUUCAAUCGACAACUUCUCUUACCUUACUUCUUCGUUUUUCUUGUCCUCUCCAACUUCGUAUCCGCUACAACAACACCCAAAGAAGAAGUGGAUGCGUUAAGAGGUGUAGCGGAGAAGUUGCAAGUGCGUUGGGAUUUCGAAGUGGAUCCAUGCGGCGUUAGUUCAUCUGUAUGGGGGAUGAAUGGUAUACGAUUCACAGAAAGUGUUACUUGUAACUGCUCCUCCGUCGUUUGCCACAUCACCGGCAUAGUUCUCAGGGAACAAAACCUUAAAGGAUCUCUUCCUACAGAAUUUUCAAGACUUCCUUUCCUUCAAGAGAUUGAUCUCUCUAGAAACUAUUUCAAUGGGUCCAUUCAUCCCAAAUGGGGAGACUCAUCACUUGUAAACAUCUCACUACUUGGAAACCAGAUAAGUGGUCCAAUCCCAAAAGAACUUGGAAACCUUUCCAACCUUCUUACUCUUUCCUUGGAAUACAACCAAAUCUCAGGGAAAUUACCUCCAGAGCUCGGGAAUCUACCGAACAUUCAAAGACUGCUUCUAAGCUCUAACUACUUGAGCGGGCAAAUACCAAGUACAUUUGCCAACCUAACUAAACUGACUAAUUUACGUAUUAGUGACAACCAGUUCAUUGGUACUAUACCAGAUUUCAUCCAGAAAUGGACAGGACUUGAGAGACUUGUCAUUCAAGCAAGUGGUUUAAAUGGACCGAUUCCUAGUGCCAUUGGUCUUCUGGGAACCUUAACAGACUUGAGAAUCAGUGACUUGAGCGGACCUGAAUCUCCAUUUCCGCCUCUACAAAAUAUGACAUCCUUAAAGAGAUUGAUUCUUAGAAACUGCAACCUUACAGGGGGCUUACCUGCGUAUAUUGGAAGCAGAACCUUAAAGCAUUUAGAUAUUAGCUUUAACAAACUUAGUGGACCAAUCCCGGACGCAUAUACUGCUCUUUCAGAUAUAGAUUACAUAUACUUUACAAGUAACAAGUUAAAUGGAAUAGUACCAAGUUGGAUCACAGACAAAGGAGACACGAUUGAUCUUAGUUACAAUAACUUCUCCAAAGAUAUUACAACCGAGAAAUGUCAACAUAUAUCCGUGAAUAUGUUUUCAAGCACAAGCCCUUUAGCGGCAAAUAACUCCUCAACUGUUUCGUGUCUGAGCACCUGUCCUAAAACUUUCGACGGCCUUCAUAUAAACUGUGGUGGUAAUGAAAUAACAAUCAAUGGGACUAAGUAUGACGGUGACACAUGGGAUCAACACGGUUUCUAUGAUAGUAGAAACGGGUGGGUUUCUAGCAACACGGGAAACUUCUUGAACGAUGAUCGUGUGAAUAGUGGAAACACCGUAUGGGAAAAAUCAUCAGAGCUUGAGAUAACAAAUUCUUACUUAGAUUCUUGGCUUUAUACACAAGCGCGGCUCUCGGCCAUCUCCCUCACAUAUUACGCGUUUUGUCUUCGAGAGGGAUCAUAUACGGUUAAUCUUCACUUCGCUGAAAUUAUGUUUAGUGAAAGCAGUUUGGGAAGACGAUUCUUUGACAUAUACGUUCAGGGUAAACUUGAGGUGAAAGAUUUCAAUAUUGUUGAUGAGGCAAAAGGUGUGGGAAGAGCUGUGGUUAAGAAAUUUCCGGUAGUGGUUACAAAUGGCAAACUGGAGAUAAGAUUGCAGUGGGCUGGGAAAGGAACUCAAGCUAUUCCUAUGAGUGGUGUAUAUGGUUCUCUAAUAUCAGCAGUAUCGGUAGAUCCAACUGGUGGUAGUGGAGGAAGUUCUGUUGGUACAGUGGUUGGUAUUGUAAUCGCUACAACAGUGUUUCUUGUGCUUUUAGUCGGCGGUAUAUUAUGGUUGAGAGGUUGCUUAAGAUCCAAGAGUAACAUGGAAAAAGAUUUUAAGAACUUAGAUUACCAGAUUAGUUCGUUCUCGUUGAGGCAAAUCAAAGUUGCUACGGAUAACUUUGAUCAGGCAAACAAGAUCGGAGAAGGCGGUUUCGGUCCUGUACACAAGGGGAUGUUAGCUGAUGGAACCGUUAUCGCAGUGAAGCAGCUAUCAUCAAAAUCAAAUCAAGGGAAUCGAGAGUUCUUGAACGAGAUUGCUAUGAUUUCCGCUUUGCAGCAUCCUCAUUUGAUUAAACUAUAUGGAUGUUGUGUAGAAGGUAAUCAGCUUCUGCUAGUUUACGAGUACUUGGAAAACAACAGCCUCGCGCGAGCUCUUUUUGGUCCUGAAGAGACUCAGAUAGAACUAAACUGGCCAACGAGGCAGAUGAUAUGCAUGGGAAUAGCGAGAGGACUAGCUUAUCUCCACGAGGAAUCAAGACUCAAGAUUGUACAUAGAGAUAUCAAAGCCACUAAUGUAUUGCUGGACAAGGAACUAAACCCAAAGAUUUCGGAUUUUGGUCUUGCUAAGCUUGAUGAACAAGGAAACACACACAUGAGCACACGAGUAGCGGGAACAUAUGGAUACAUGGCUCCAGAAUACGCAAUGAGAGGCCAUUUGACAGAUAAAGCUGACGUCUAUAGUUUCGGUGUUGUGGCUCUGGAAAUCGUUCAUGGAAAGAGCAACAGAAGCCCUCAAUACAAGGACGAUAUCUUCUACCUUCUUGACUGGGUACAUGUUCUAAGGAAGCAAAACAAACUGCUGGAAGUUGUAGAUCCUAGGCUAGGAACAGAUUACAACAUGCGAGAAGCAAUGAUGAUGAUUCAGAUCGGGAUCCUCUGCACCAGUCCAGCUCCGGGGGAUAGACCGUCGAUGUCUACGGUGGUGACUAUGCUCGAAGGGCAUUCGACGGUGAAUGUUGAGAAGCUUCUAGAAGCUUCGUUUAACAAAGAAAGCGAAAAGGACGAAGAGAACGUGAAAGCGAUGAAGAGACAUUUCGCGACUAUAGGUGAAGAAGAGAUAACGAGUAGGACUGAUCGGGCUAUCUUCGACGUUAUUUAUCCUGUUCAGCUUGAUUAUGUUGAGUAAUGUCUAUUUUGUAUUCAAACCAAGUAAGGAAAUCAGAGAAACUAAACUAGAUGGAAUCAUCAGUCUACUUAAGCUAAUGGAGUGGUUUAAGUUGCUUGUAAAACUAGGCUACAAUCUAGUACUAAGCAAAGCCUAGUGGGAGUAGUUUCGUAGUAAAAAUCAGAGAGUGCUUACUUGCUCUAUAUAUAACUAUGUAUGUGUUCUUUGAAAUUCUGAAGGAAAUGUACU
Camelina sativa (false flax) is the source of this 3271-nucleotide messenger RNA. Its product is annotated as putative leucine-rich repeat receptor-like serine/threonine-protein kinase At3g14840. The record is from RefSeq and is a predicted model, not a curated record. Gene Ontology annotation, molecular function: protein kinase activity; ATP binding; protein binding. Lineage: Eukaryota; Viridiplantae; Streptophyta; Magnoliopsida; Brassicales; Brassicaceae. Gene Ontology annotation, biological process: protein phosphorylation.